This is a messenger RNA of Hipposideros armiger (great roundleaf bat), 2132 nucleotides long. RefSeq names its product ankyrin repeat domain 54 (gene ANKRD54). Bases 151 to 1050 code for a protein of 299 amino acids. Gene Ontology annotation, molecular function: protein binding; protein kinase regulator activity. The record is from RefSeq and is a predicted model, not a curated record. The transcript is spliced from 8 exons. Gene Ontology annotation, cellular component: nucleus; cytoplasm. Lineage: Eukaryota; Metazoa; Chordata; Mammalia; Chiroptera; Hipposideridae. Gene Ontology annotation, biological process: regulation of protein kinase activity; regulation of intracellular signal transduction.
AACCCGCCCCUCUCUCGGUUACCGUGGUUGCAGGCUGGGGCCCGCCUGCUCGCCCGCUGACAGCGAGGCUUAGAGCGGAGGGAAGCGAGCGGGUCGGUUGGUCGGUCGGGAACGAGGCUCCGGCGGCCAGGCCCGCGCAGAGUUGUUGCCAUGGCAGCCGCCGCCGGGGGCGCGGACAACGAGCCGCGCUCGGGCCGCUCGAGCUCGGAUGGCGAGUGCGCGGUGGCGCCGGAGCCGCUGACUGGCCCCGAGGGCCUCUUCUCCUUCGCCGAUUUCGGGUCUGCGCUGGGCGGCGGCGCGGGCCUCCCGGGCCGGGCGUCCGGCGGGGCCCAGUCCCCUCUGCGUUACCUCCAUGUCCUGUGGCAGCAGGACUCGGAGCCCCGCGAUGAGCUGUGCUGUAAGAUCCCCGCCACCCGGCUGAGGCGCGCCGCCAGGCCCCACCGCCGGCUUGGGCCCACCGGCAAGGAGGUGCACGCUCUGAAGAGGCUGAGGGACUCGGCCAAUGCCAACGAUGUGGAAACAGUGCAGCAGCUGCUGGAAGAUGGCGCGGAUCCCUGUGCAGCUGAUGACAAGGGACGCACAGCUCUACACUUUGCCUCCUGCAAUGGCAAUGACCAGAUCGUGCAGCUGCUCCUGGACCAUGGGGCUGAUCCCAACCAGCGAGACGGGCUGGGGAACACACCACUGCACCUGGCGGCCUGUACCAACCAUGUCCCUGUCAUCACCACACUGCUACGAGGAGGGGCCCGCGUAGAUGCCCUGGACCGAGCUGGCCGCACACCCCUGCACCUGGCCAAGUCGAAGCUGAACAUCCUGCAGGAAGGCCACUCCCAGUGCCUGGAGGCCGUGCGGCUGGAAGUGAAGCAGAUCAUCCAGAUGCUGAGGGAGUACUUGGAGCGCCUAGGGCGGCAUGAGCAGCGGGAACGACUGGAUGACCUGUGCACCCGCCUCCAGAUGACAAGCACCAGAGAGCAGGUGGAUGAGGUGACCGACCUCCUGGCCAGCUUCACCUCCCUCAGCUUGCAGAUGCAGAACAUGGAGAAGAGGUAGCAAGAGGGGCUCCCUGCCUUCCUGCCCUGCCCCUGCCCUCCCUGCCCACCUGCUGUCUCAUUACAAAGAAAAGCCUGAUGCCUGGGACUGUGGAGCUGCACUUGCCUGGGAGUCCCUCGCCCCCGCCCCCAGAGGCCAGAGAUGCUACCCCACCGACCUCAGAGCCUCUUCCAGCCGCGGUUUCUGCCGGCUUUGUGGGCUGGGACCAUAGCCCCCAGCUUCUUCCUCUGACUCCCCUCACAGUGUAGCCACACCUCAGCUCUGGCUGUCAUGCGCUGUUCUAGCAGGCCUCACGUGUCCCAUGGCCGCCCUGGCACCCUUAGCAGGCCCCACACCCUUUCUGUGUCCCUUCCCGACCAUGGGCUUGUUGCAGCCAGCAGGGGGUGGACUUUGGGCAGGCACCCUCAAGCCUAGGGGGCUUCUUGGCUGGCUCUGCACCUCUCACCAGCACUUAGAUUUAGACUUGGCACCUGACUUUCAAGGAGAUACCGCAGUGAGUUUCUCUGGUUGGCAGGGGAGGAUUGGUGAAGCUCAGACCUUAGAAGUACAAGGUUAGGAAGGACUCUGCUGAACCCAAAGCUGAAAGCCUCCAAAAGCCUUUUCCUCCCAAUCACUGAAACACCAGGAGGGCAUAGCAGUCCUGCAGCCUCGCUGUGGGAGACUGGAGUGGUCCCCACGAUGUACAUGUUCUAAUCCCAGGAACCUGUGAAUGUGACCUCAUGGCAAAAGGGACUUUGCAGCUAUAAUAAGUUAAGGACUUUUGGACAAGGCCAUUAUCCUGGAUUCUCCGGGUGGCCUGAUGUAAUCACAGGCAUCCUUCAUAAGAGGGAAGUGGGAGAUGAGACAGGAAGUAGAGAUACGGUGACGGAAGCGAGGAGUUGGAGCAAUGCGAGGAAGGGGUCACAAGCCAAGGAACGCAGGCGGCCUCCAGAAGCUAGAAAAGGCCAGGAAAUGGACUGUCCCGUCAGAGUCCCCAGAAGGAGCCAGCACUGCUGACACCUUGGCUUUUGCCCAGUCAGACUGAUUUUGGAAUUCUGACCGUCAGAACUGUAAGAGAAUAAAUUUGUGUUUUAAGCCACUAA